Molecule: messenger RNA, 4825 nt
Organism: Etheostoma cragini (Arkansas darter)
Lineage: Eukaryota; Metazoa; Chordata; Actinopteri; Perciformes; Percidae
Gene: tjp3
Product: tight junction protein 3
Exons: 30
Coding region: 293-4237 (1314 amino acids)
Biological process (GO): cell-cell junction organization; establishment of endothelial intestinal barrier; protein localization to cell-cell junction
Cellular component (GO): plasma membrane; bicellular tight junction
Molecular function (GO): cell adhesion molecule binding
Source: RefSeq, a predicted model, not a curated record
CUCCAGGUGAGCUCUCUCCUACCAUCUUUCUUUCCUUUCUCCCUGCUGAGAGAGAAACACCACAGCUGGUCAAAUUACAAAUAAUUUCAGCAGGAGGAGAUCCGAUUUCUUCUGGACAGGAGCCAACCUUUUUUCACAGAGCUGAUCCAAGAAGGAAGUAACUGGAGUUGGGAUAACUGUGGGAUCUGUGAUUGUUUUGCUUUGGUGUUGCCAUAUGGAAUAUAAAGAGCUGGCUGUUCAUUGAGCACCGGAGGCCACAGGUGUUUCGUUAGCUAAGACAUCCCAGUGGGAAAUGGAAGUAAGGUUCAAAGACCAUGUGAAACCUGGUAUGGAGGAGCUAACAAUAUGGGAACAACAUACAAUAACACUGAUCAAAGACCCCAAAGUGGGGUUUGGCUUUGCCAUUUCAGGAGGCAAGGACAAGCCUCACCCAGACAACGGGGAUACAGCUGUGGUGGUGUCAGAUGUGCUGCCAAAUGGACCAGCCAUAGGACGACUGUUCAACAAAGAUCAAAUUGUCAUGGUCAAUGGAGUGUCUAUGGAGAACGUGUACUCUAACUACACCAUUCAGACCCUCAAGUCAUGUGGCAAGACUGCAAAUGUAACAGUGAAACGCCCUCGCAAGAUCCAGAUCCCAGCCACCACCAGACCGUCUCGAGCCGUCUCCCAGUCCAACCUGCUGGACCAGGACCCUCCCAGACGAGCACGGCGCUACUCUGACGGCAGUGACAACCGAGACGGGAACCGCUACCGCGCCCGAAGCCCCUCGCCUGACCGCAACGGGCAUGGGAACACGCUACCGUUGAUGUCGUCGGGGUACAAGAGGCUGCCAGCUCAGGAUGUUGCAGAGAAACCCAUCAAAACUACACUGCUUAAAAAGAAAGUCACAGAUGAGUAUGGAUUGAAACUAGGCAGUCAGAUCUUCAUCAAGCACAUGACAGAAACCGGCCUGGCUGCAAAGGAAGGAACCCUGCAGGAGGGAGACCUCAUCCUCAAGAUCAAUGGCAUGACGACGGAGAAUCUAUCCCUGCUGGAGACCAAGCACCUGGUGGAGAAGAGCAGGGGCAAACUGACCAUGACGGUCCUCAGGGACAACCGCAAGUUCCUGGUCAGCAUCCCAGAGGUGGAGGACAGUCCCCCCAACAGUGAGGACGACCACCGCCAAGACAGCAGCACUGAACUGGAGGAUAUUUCAGACCUUGACGAAGACUCCCCAACUCACAGAACGUCCCGUCAACCCACCAGAGAGAAACGGACACGCAGAACGAGAGCUGAAGCUCCUCCAGCCAAGUCUCGGGAUUCAUCACCAGUUCGCUCCACCUUGACCCGGCCUCCCGUUAAAACCUAUGCACCUCGCAGAGCUCCAUCAGAGUCUGACUCGGAUCGCAGUGCCUCUCCUCCUGUCAGGAAAGGCAGUCCGGACAUAAGGGAUCGCUCAAGCAAACAGAAACCUAUGUCUGGUAUGUCCAUCCUCCCCAACCCCCGGUCCUCUCCUGUAGUCCCCAACUGGAGCGCCUCUCGCAGCACCUCUUCCCUCUCACAGCCUCGCAGGCCAGUGUCGGAGUCUGACUCUGACCACAGCUCUCCACCACGCAGACAGAGCCCCCGCCCAGACAGCAGAUACAAAGUUCUUCCUGAUCUGCCUUUGACUAGCCUGAGACCUACCCCCAUUAAUGUUCGCCAGGAGCCACCAAGGAGGGUCAGCUCUCCUGUCAGAGUCCUGCUCCCUGACUCUGAUUCCGAGUCGGAUGUCAGCCUGGCGCCUCCUCAGAGGCAGAGCACAACGUACAGUCAGGACUCCCUCAGCAGAUACAGAGUCUUGCCAGAUGUUGACCUGCAGCCCCAGCUGGAGCCGCCCCAGCUGGAGCCGCCCCGAUGGAGCGCCCCCAGCAUCACUGCCAGCAAUCCGCCACUGAAAGCUGGUUCAGAGUCUGAAUCAGAGGCCAGUUACACAUCUGUCCCUCGCAGGGAUUCUACAGGGAGCACAAACUCUAACUCUGCUAACAACCGAUACAGGGUCCUGCCUGACAAAAAAUCAACUUCAGUUGCCGUGCAACAGGAGGCUCCUCGGCGCGUCUUGUCAUCCGUCAGACCUCCUUCUGAUGAGUCCGACCAGCUGUUGGAGCUCAGGAGGUCUGGCAGCUCUGAGCGGGGUGAGAGCCACCGCAGAGUUCCUCGUGCCGCUAAUGGAACAGAAACCCUGAGGUCUGGGAUUUCAAUGAAGAGCAACCCACCGGCCUACUCAAAGACUGUAGAUGAGCCACUCUAUUCCCUACCGCCAGACUCUUACCCAGCCCCUAAUCCAGGGUACAGCUCAGAUGUUCACACGGUGUCGUUUGUGAAGGAAGGCAGCGUGGGUCUGAGGCUUGUGGGGGGCAACGAUGUUGGCAUCUUUGUAGGUGGAGUUCAGCCAAACAGCCCGGCAUACAUAGCGGGAAUGAAAGAGGGAGACCAGAUCAUGCAGGUAAAUCAAGUGGAUUUCGGUCAUUUCACACGAGAAGAGGCAGCCAACUUCCUAUUGAACAUCAAGACAGGAGAGCAGGUUGAAAUCUGCACUCAGAACAAGAUGGACAUUUAUAGAAAGAUCACCAAAUCCAACCUGGCAGACAACUUCUACAUUCGCACCCACUUUGACCAUGAGGCAGAAGGCCCCAUUGGGCUGAGCUUCACCAGAGGAGAGGUGUUCAGGGUGGUAGACACAAUGCACCGCGGGAAGUUGGGCAGCUGGCUGGCCAGCCGCAUGGGGAACGACCUGCACGAGAUGGAGAAAGGAACCAUCCCCAACCUGACCAGGGCUGAGACACUGGCCAGCAUAGAGCAAGCGCAGCGUGUGAGUGGAGAGAAGCAGGUGGCAGGGCCGAGAGCUGAGUUCUGGAAACUACGAGGACUCAGAGGGAACAAAAAGAAUGAAAAGAACGUCCGCCGGACUCGUGAGGACCUGCUGCAGCUCACUAUCCAGGGCAAAUUCCCAGCCUACGAGAGAGUUUUGCUCAGAGAAGCUAAUUUCAAACGACCCAUUGUCUUGAUGGGUCCUCUUAAUGAUAUCGCCAUGGAGAAGCUGGUCAGAGAGAUGCCUGAUGAAUACGAAGUGGCAGACAUGGUUCCUCGCAGUGGAGGUGAAGACGGCAGCGCCACAGUUAUUAAACUGGACACAGUGAGGAAAAUAGCAGAGAAGGACAAGCACCCUCUUCUGGACAUCACUCCCACUGCAGUGGAAAGGCUGAACUACAUCCAGUACCACCCAAUGGUACUGUUCCUGGACCCUCGCAGCCGCAAGGACGUCAAGGCCAUGAGGCAGAGGUACAGCCCCAACUCCAACAAGAGCUCCAGGCGCCUCUACACGCAGGCCCUUAAGCUGAAGAAAAACUGCAGCCACCUUUUCUCAGCACGUAUUGACCUCCAGUCCAACUCCACUGUUUGGUAUGAGACUCUAAAAGAUAAGAUCCGCCACCAACAGUUAAAACCUGUCUGGGUGUCAGAAGUGACGUUGGAGAGUGGUACUGAACAGGACUUGGAUGCACUGGACCAGACCCAGUCUGACUACCUGAGUGCUGCCAGCGACCUGGAGGACACUGAUGGAGAGCCCUUCACCGACGGAGACGCCUACACCGAUGAGGAGCUGGAGGAGGGUUACCACGGUCGAAACGCAAACACGCUCCCCAAAGGCUCCAGGGUAGCUGGAGCUGCUUUAGCCAGAUCAUCGGAGCCCGCCUUUGGGGACCACAGCCCCAACGGGGACCCCGAGCCUCACGACGACGCGUACUCGCUCAGAGAAAUCCCACCGUUGAUGCACGUUCCCGAGCCCAGGACGACCCGCCUGGAGAGUUACAGCCCACCUCACAGCGCUGCCGAGGAGGAAGACCACUCUCAGCGCAGUUUUACAGACUCAGAUUUCAGUGCGCUCGAUGUGGUGGAACCCACCACUCCAUCGGAGGGACCCCCGGAUUUUAAAGCCCCCGACCCCUACACUCGGUACUCUGUCAAAAAGCCCACAGAGUUGCAGCCUGAGAGCCCACAACACGCCAGCCUGUCCGCUAUCGAGGAUAAAUUACAACAGACCCGCUCUGCAGAGCCGCAGGCACAAGCUGAGGAGAAGAAGGGCCCUCAGUUCAUCGUGCUAGCACACCAUCACCAGGCAGUCCAGUUCCGACGCACACAGAUCCGAGGCAGCGAUAGCUCUGAGGAUGACGAGGGCGAGGCGGAUGACUUUGAAUGGGGUCCUGCAACGGAACUCUAGAGUUUGAAUUGAGGAUUACACAUGGAGUCUGCUAAUCAAACAAGAAUAUGGAAACUACUUCAAUCACACAAGAAACUCUUUGGGAUCCUUUUGUACAUUUUUUUUCUUCAAAAUAUUUUUGCCAAAAAUGUACACUAAGGCCCUUGUUUAGCUGUGUGAUAUUGGAGAUUUCGACAAAUUUGACACUACUAGAGGUUUUACAUCUAAAGAACGGUUCUCCCAACAAUGUUAACAACAAAGUGCCUUAUUUUUAUUUCCAUAACUCCAUGUCAAACAAAUCAAUUGCCCCAGUGUGUUAUUAUUACUGUAACAAGAUUAUUUUUCAGGCUUUUCCACCUUUUUAGUUUUUGACAGGUCAGUUAAGUGAGAAAGAGGGGGAAAACAUGCAAAUCAUCACAGGUGGGAUUCGAACCCUGGACCUCCGCCUCGAGGCAUAAACCUCGAAGGGACGUGUGCGCCUGCUCUACCACUGUAGUUGUAUUAGAAAUCAUACUGAAUGAGUCUUUUCAUAAAUAUAUACCAGAACAUUUGUGAAUUGUUUGGAUGCCUUAUAAACUUUUUUCUACAUUAAAUUGUUUCCUUAAAUUU